Chenopodium quinoa (quinoa) is the source of this 813-nucleotide messenger RNA. RefSeq lists its product as uncharacterized. The transcript is spliced from 2 exons. The coding region runs from base 1 to 813 and encodes 270 amino acids. Lineage: Eukaryota; Viridiplantae; Streptophyta; Magnoliopsida; Caryophyllales; Amaranthaceae. The record is from RefSeq and is a predicted model, not a curated record.
AUGGUUGAUUCACAACUAGCACAAUUGGCCGAGAGAGUUUCUUUUAACUCAUCUUCCACUUUGCCCGGACAAUCACAAACCAACCCUUCCGACAUUGUAAAACCCGACUCUUGCAAGGCAAUCACAUUGAGAUCGGGUACAUCUUAUGAGAGUCCCAAGGAAGAGGAUGGUAAGGAAAAGGAGGGAGAAGAAGAGAUGAGUGAUGAUAAGAAAGUUGAAGAAGAGAAGGUUGAUGAGAAAGAGAAGAGUAUGGAGAAAAAGAAGACUAAGGAUGUGGUGACAUCCUCAACUUCUAGUGAGGCUAGAAACCUUCAUGGACCGUUCUUGAAAGACAUUCUCACCAACAAAAGGAAGCUCAAUGAUGAGCUUAUCACUCUUCCCCAUCAAGUGAGUGCACUUGUUCAACACAAAAUUCCCAAGAAGCAAAAGGACCCGGGAAGCUUUACCUUGCCGGUCAAAAUUGGGAACAUGGAAGCUAGGGGUGCCCUAGCCGAUCUCGGAGCAAGUGUUAGUUUAAUCCCUCUAUCCAUUGCUCAAAAGCUUAACAUCGAGAUGAUCCCCACUAGGAAAACCAUUCAAUUGGCCGAUCGAUCGGUGAAGCUACCUUGUGGCGAGCUUGAAGAUGUCCUUAUUCAAGUUGGGCAUAUCUAUGUGCCAUGUGACUUUGUGGUGAUGGAUAUGGAAGAAGAUGUGGAUACACCUUUGAUCUUGGGGCGUGAAGCUCUUAAAACUUUGGGGGCGGUAAUCAAUUGCAAGAAUAAUACCAUUAUACGUGAAGUGGCCGAUGAAAAAAUUGUCUUUGAAUUCUCUUAG